GACGCCAUCAUUCCGCUCGUGGCUGGCGGUCGCGUCGGAGAAAGGCUCACUUCCACCUAGAAUUUUGAAGCGCAGGGACGCCGCCGGCACCGCGAGACGCCAUGAGUGACCUCCUCGACCCGAGUAAGCUGAAGGUGACGGAGCUGCGCGCCGAACUGCAGGCGAGGGGCCUCUCCACCAAGGGAAACAAGCCGGUGCUCAUCGAGAGGCUGCGGGAGGCGCUCGAGGCCCAAGAUGGCGACUCAGUGGAGCGUCCUGCUGUUGAGGGAGAGAGAGCAGAGGAUCCAGAGGGGGCUCCUGAACCUGAAGCAGAGCCCGAACCUGAACCUGAACCCGAGCCUCAGCCUGAGACUAGACCGAGGAGUGUAAGAGGAACUCCACGAAAGAAGUCGCCAGAAGCAGCUGCUACACCAAAGAAGAGAGGCCCAGAUGCAGCGCCUACGCCAAGAAAGAAGACUCCUGAACCUGCAAUACCCGAGGUUCCUGAGCCAGAGGAGGUCCUGCCACCUAAGGAAUCUACCCCCUCCCCACAGAAGGCACAGCCAGAACCCACCCCUUCGCCCCAAAAACCUGUGGCUGCACCCGUACCUGCACCUUCCCCACAAAAGACACAGCCAGAGCCCAUUCCUUCUCCCCAGAGACCAGCACCCUCUCCACAGAAAGUGCAACCAGAGCCCACUCCUUCCCCCAGCCCAGAACCAGCACCUUCCCCACAAAAGACACAGCCAGAGCCCACACCUUCUCCCCAGAAACUUGCACCCUCUCCACAGAAAGUGCAGCCAGUGCCCACUCCUUCUCCCCAGAAACCUGUUCCCUCUCCACAAAAAGUGCAGCCGGGACCCACUCCUUCGCCCCAGAAACCAGUGCAGUCCCCAGUGAAGGCCCAGCCAGAACCCUCCCCAUCACAAAGACCAGCACCUUCUCCCCAAAAAGCACAACCCUUGCCCACACCUUCACCCCAGAAACCAGCACCUUCACCGCAGAAACCUGUAUCCUCCCCCCAGAAACCAGCACCUUCACCCCAGAAACCAGCCCCUUCGCCCCAGAAACCAGCAUCCUCGCCCCAGAAACCAGCACCCUCACCCCAGAAGGCCCAGCCAGAACCAGUGCAGUCUCCACAGAAGACCCAGCCUGAACCUGCCUCACAGGCACCAGCAGCAUCCCCUCAGAAAGUGGCCUCUCCACAAAAGGCAGUCUCACCUCAGAAACCCACUCCACAGGGUCAGACUGAGCCUGCAGUUGCCAUUAAGGAAGAGCCUGAAGACUCUGCAAAACUUGGCUAUGAAGCAGCACCUGUGGAAGAUUUUGAUGUGAAGAUGGAACAGGACAAUGGAUUUGAGAUGGAAGUUAAAGAUGAGAUGGUUGAACCAAAGGCAGAAACACUGGAUGCAGCUGAAGAGGACGAAGAUGGAAGAAGAGGAGAAAAGAGAUCUCAUUCACGUUCUCGAUCACCUGACCACAAAAAGUCUCGGCCUGAGGUGGAAGAAGUUAGAAUUGAAGAUGAGCCAGACUUUGAUAAGACUGUUGUGGCUCUUGAUUGGUAUAAUUCAGAUUUGUCUCUCAUCAUUGAAAAGGAAAACUUCCUCUCUGCAAAGCCUCUCACAAUGCAAGGCUUUGGCUACGUCUGGCAUGGUGUCAGAGCAACCUAUGGCUUCACACGGAGCCGAGUGUUCUUUGAGGUCAAGUGUGAAGACAAUUUGCCUGUCCCCCAGCUGGAGGAUGAACAGCACCCUCAUGUUCUACGUGUUGGAUGGUCUGUUGAUGAAGCCGGGCUUACCCUUGGAGAAGAUCCUCUCAGCUAUGGCUAUGGUGGCACUGGUAAAGCCUCAACCAACCUUAGGUUCAAGGAUUAUGGAAAAACCUUUGGCAAAGGCGAUGUUCUUGGCUGCUUUUUAGACAUGGAGUCUGAGCCGAUGGUGAUGUCCUUCACAGUCAAUGGAGAGCACCAAGGCAUGGCCUAUGAAAUCCAGCAUUCAGAACUUGGAGACAGGGCCAUGUUCCCUCAUAUUGUAACAAAGAAUAUGACUUUCAAGGUCAAUUUUGGAACAGAAGAUCCAUGGUGUGAGCCACUUACAGGCUAUACUUUUGUUGGAAAGGUUCCACUUGAAGAUCGUGUUCUAGGCACCCAAGGACCUGAGAAGAGAGAGGAAGCAGAGAUCAUCAUGAUGGUUGGCCUCCCUGCAGCUGGAAAGACCACUUGGGUGGAUACAUAUUGCAAAGAAAACAAAGAAAAGAAGUACAAUGUCCUUGGAACAAACAGUCUUAUUGACAAAAUGAAAGUGAAUGGACUGCCAAGAAGACGCAACUAUUCUGGCCGUUGGGAAGUCCUGAUUGAACGUUGCACAAGAUGCCUGAACAAGUUGUUGGAGCUUGCUUACAAGCGCAGACGCAACUUCAUCAUCGAUCAGACGAAUGUAUACCCAUCGGCUCAGAGGCGUAAAAUGAAGGGUUUUGCUGGCUUCAAACGGCGUGCAGUUGUUAUUUGUCCCACUGAUGAGGACCUGAAGAAACGAACAGAGAAGCGUGAGAGGGAGGAAGGCAAGGAUGUCCCUGACAAGGCUGUCCUAGAGAUGAAAGCCAACUUCAAGCUGCCGGAGGAGGGAGACCUGUUUGAUUCCGUGGAGUACGUCGAGAUGCAGCGGGAGGAGGCCCUGAAGCUGGUGGAGCAGUACAACAAAGAGGGAGAAGAUGCUGGGUAUGGCCAGAAGAAGGGCUUCAGAGGGGGCUUUGGUGAUAGACGUGGUGGGUUCAUGGACCGCCGUGGAGGCUAUGGGAACCGUGGAGGUAGCUUCCGUGGUGCCUGGGACCGCGAUCGUCGAGGAGGCUACAAUGAUCGCCGCAACGACAGAGGUGGUUGGAACAGAGACCGCAUGGACAAUCGCGAUUACAACAGAGGAGGCUACAACAGAGAUGUAAGAGGUGGUUUCAACAGAGACAACCGUGGUGGCUUUAACCGCGAUAUCAGAGGUGGUUUCAACCGCGAUCGUGGCGGUAGAUCCAUGAACUACCAGAGCAAUUGGAGCAGGAACUCGAGUAAUGACAUAAAGAGCACUUCCACUAGUUCUACUACUAACCCAUGGGCAAACCAGCAGGGCAAUCAAGGCAACCAGGGCUUUGGCAACUACGGUGGCUACGGGAACAACCAGGGCUGGGGCAACCAGAACUGGAGCAACCAGAACUACCCACAAAGCUAUGGCAACAACUGGAGCCAGCAGUACUACCAGCAGCAACAGCAGCAGCAGCAACAGCAGCAGCAACAGCCGUACUGGGGUCAGGGCUAUGGUUAUGGAAACCAGCAAGGAUACGGAGGCAACCAGUCCUAUGGCCCCUCUAACAGUGCCAACACACCCGGCAACUGGGGACAGCAGAACAGCAACUGGACCAGCACAAAUCCCAACCAGCAGGCAUGGGGCACUGGCUAUGGCUAUCAAAACCAAAGUUAUAACCAAAGGAGGUAGUCUGUUGGUCUGGCGGCCAACGAGACCUUCAGGAAGGGGGUUCCGUAACUUCGAUGUGCAUAUAUCCUUUCCUAAGUUUAAGUCUUUUAACGUAUGGCUAAAUCGUUGAAGUCUUUUGUCUGCUUUCCGAGUCUGUUUGCCGUGUCCAUGCUAGAGUGGCAGGUGAAGUCAAAUUAUGUAUCCAUUUAGUGAUGGAAGUCUUGUUUAUUGUAGUUUUCACUUCAAAAGCAGUUGAUAGAUUUAUUUAAUGAAAUAUCAUUUGUAGAAUGUGAUUCUUCUUAGACUUGAUGCCAGAUACUGUAUCUGGUGUGGAGCGAGUGUACAGAUAACCGGAUAUUGUUUCUGGUUUUAGGAUACUUGUGGAAGGCAUCAGAUUUUAUCCGGUGUAAAAUGAGUGAAUGUUUUGCUGACUGAUGUUUUGUAUGUGUGUAGGUAGGUCAAGACAAAUUGGGUUUUAUACCUGAUUAAUUUAUAAAUCCUGUGAGAAUGUACACAAUCUUAAUCACUGUAAAAGCAGUCACUAAGAAUCAAGUCUUAUUUUCUCCAGUUUAUUAUAAUGCGCUGUAUUCCAGGCGUAUAGGUUUUAGGUUUGAUUUUUUAUUUUGGUAUUUCUUAAAUGUGAAUAUAGUAUAACAACCACAUACGGAAAAUGUACAAAGUUUUUUGGACUAUGAAGUCACAACUUCACAAAGUUUCUUGUAUCUUUCUAACUAAUAAGGUAUACUGAAUUUUAUUUAUGCAUUAUAAUGUUUGUCAAGAUAACUCUCUUUUCAAACAUGCUGAUUUAUUCAAAGACAUGGAUGAUCAUUA
This is a messenger RNA of Penaeus indicus, 4268 nucleotides long. Its product is annotated as heterogeneous nuclear ribonucleoprotein U-like protein 1. Lineage: Eukaryota; Metazoa; Arthropoda; Malacostraca; Decapoda; Penaeidae. Gene Ontology annotation, molecular function: protein binding. The record is from RefSeq and is a predicted model, not a curated record.